GACCACAAGCCGGGCCUCUUCCCGCCCACCGAGUUUGGAGCGCAGCGGUUCUCAUCAAACCCUCGCCCUUUCCUGUCCUACCUCAGCUAUAAAUAAAAGCAUCUUCUCCUAAACAUGGCUUCCAAAAUAUGCUCCUCCGGCUUCGACGCGGGUAUGACCUUCGCCAAUCGCACCCUACGAUCACUCUCUCAACUCUCCCAACCCAGUUCACCGAUCGAAAGCCCGGGCUCCCCCUCAACACCGCUUAUUCCUGCCACACCGACUAAUACGCCCUCCACAAAUUUAAAUUCUCCCACAGCUGGCGCUGUCUCGCCCGUUUGUCUCGCAUCGGCCAACUCCCCUGCAAGCCCUUCAACCAGUGUUGGUAGCCCCCUCACCCUCACCGUCCCCACAAACACCCCCGCUAGCAACCUAGACAGCGGGCUGGUGAGCCCAGAAGGUGGCGUAGGUCUUGGAGCGCACCCACCGGUAUUUCUUGAAGCACAUCACUUCGAGUCUCCCUUGCUUUCGCCAAGCGUUCCACCGAACUCGCCGGAAUCUUGGCCGUUCCAAGAAAGCAUCAAGGGCAACAUGGCGACCGAACUCCACGAGGAGAUUCAUGCGAGCCUUAGCGAUAGGCUGGCAGGGCUUACACUGGCCUCUCAUAAACCGGAUGGGUUUACCAAGGAUGACGUAGAGAAGCUCGGGAGUGCCAUACCGAAAUCGCCAGGUGCGUUGUACAAUGCCGAAGACUAGAAAGAGAAUGCGUCACCUUAGAGAAGUGACUGACAAUUGAAUAAAUAGACAAUGGUUUCUAUGAGAUCCGUGUAGUUCCAGAAAAGGGCUUCGGCUGCUUCGCGAUCAAUCCGAUCAAGCGCGGGACCCGUAUCCUCGCUGAUUCACCUCUUCUCAUCGUCCCGAUCGCAGAGUACUUCCAAACAGACAUCCAGGC
Lindgomyces ingoldianus is the source of this 931-nucleotide messenger RNA. RefSeq lists its product as uncharacterized. NCBI's taxonomy places the organism in Eukaryota, Fungi, Ascomycota, Dothideomycetes, Pleosporales, Lindgomycetaceae. The transcript has a single exon. The record is from RefSeq and is a predicted model, not a curated record. Bases 115 to 735 code for a protein of 206 amino acids.